AGUCGAGACAAUAUCUCACUUUCUCUUUCAACCAUUCAACCAUUCAUUAAAAAAACUGCAUUGUUUACGUUUCAACUCCUUUUUUCUCGAGACGCGUUCUGGAGUUGGGUCAUAAACCAGACAGUCUCCUUUGCUGGGGUAGCUGAUGUCGAUCGACUGCAUAAACUUAGAGCUCACUUGUUGUUUGGACCUUCUGGAAGGCGGUUGGCUGCGCUGAAACUAAGUGAUUUGAUUUGUUAAGAUGAUGAAGAUUGUUUCUACCGCGAUUUACCGAUUUUUUGGAUUCGUUUACGCUGUCGCAGGCCUGAUUGGCUGUAUUCUUUUGUUAGUGUUCAAGAAUGACUUAAGCUCAGAUCCAAGGGAACGUAAUGCUAUUCUGCAUCUUGCUUGUUCUGGAUUGUUUUUCUACGUGGUUCUAAUCCUUGGACUAAUUAUGCGCAACGAAAAACUUAUAAAAGCUCACCUGAUUUACAUGGAUGUAAUGUGUUUAGUUCAUGUAGUUGGUAUUAUUUGGGCCGGUUAUGCGAGCAGUGAAAAAGUCCGCCAAAAUAUAGAGGAAGCAAAUUUCCUAACUUUACCUGAAAAGAUCGCGCUUGAAAACAAAGUAAUUAGUAACAUCGAAGCAUCAGUUACAUGGACCUUGGUUUGCAUUGCCGCAACUAAUAUCUUAGUCACUGUCAUUUUUAGAGGUGUCAUUAAAUCUAUCAAAAAGACUGAACAACAACAGCUGGAUGUCGUUAUUUCCUACGUUUAACAGGCAUGAAGUUUGAUUUCGUUAGAAGAAAGGUGGUAAUGAUUUAAUUAGGUUGGUUUACUUGUAUUGUGUAACACAAUUUAGCAAAUAUAUGUAGCUUGUAAAAAUUUA
This is a messenger RNA of Culex pipiens pallens (northern house mosquito), 865 nucleotides long. RefSeq lists its product as uncharacterized. NCBI's taxonomy places the organism in Eukaryota, Metazoa, Arthropoda, Insecta, Diptera, Culicidae. The coding region runs from base 242 to 754 and encodes 170 amino acids. The transcript has 4 exons. The record is from RefSeq and is a predicted model, not a curated record.